CCCCUUCUUAAUUAAUGUACAUAACUCCAUAAAAAUAAUUAUAAACAGAAAUAACUCACCAUCCUUCUCCACUGGAAGGAGCAGCUUCUGUCUGCUGAAGUUCAAAUUGUAACAUCAAAGACCUGAUUCUGGACCAAGAGACUCCACUGCAGGAUCAGACACCAGGUUCCUGGUUCCUCAGGAACCAUGCCCUCUGACUUUAUGACACCGUUUCUGGAGCUGGACGAGGAGUUCUGCAAGAGUUUCCGCGCCCUGGAGGCGACAGAUGGAACCAUCUCGCAGGAGCAGCAGCAGCAGUCACACAGUCAAAGAGUCGUGGGCUUCCAACGUCACCAUUCCUUCUGUCCGGUCACUCUCCCCAACUCCAAAUUCAACAGCAGCGGCUGUGAUGUGACAGACGCAGUCUGCUGGGGGCUCAGCGUGCCCUCCGUCCAGCAGUGGAACAGGGAAAACCAGCUCCCUCGCUCCUUGCUCAGCCACAUCCCCUUUAGAGGUGAUCGCUCAGUCAGCAUGAUCGAGAGCAAGGUGUGCGGCAGAGUGGAGAAAACCGCGAACGUGACACCAUCGCUGCUGGUCCCUCCGCCUGGCCUCUGUCUCAGCAAAAGCUCUUUCUCCCCCACCUCACCCUCCUCUGCCACCAAACCCCUGACUCCCACCCCUCACAUCUCCACUCGCUAUAAAACCGAACUCUGCCGAACCUACGAGGAAAGCGGGGCUUGUAAGUACGGCGCCAAAUGUCAGUUCGCCCACGGCUUAGACGAACUACGAGGCCUCAGCCGGCAUCCCAAGUACAAGACGGAGCCAUGCCGCACCUUCCACACCAUCGGUUUUUGCCCUUAUGGUGCCCGCUGCCACUUCAUCCACAAUGCUGAUGAGCUCCACACCACUGCGUCGCCGCAGAAGCUGAGGCCUCCUCUGCUUCAUCACAGUGUCAGCUUUGCAGGCUUCUCUUCUUUACCCCAAAGUGUCCAACCAGCUGAAGAGACACGGCCUUCCUCACUCCUCUUCACCCGGGCCUCGUCUGUGUCCCCUUCUCCCUCCUCCAUAGGCAGCCCCGAGCUCCUCUCCCCUCUGUUCCCAGAGCCGGGCCCACUGAAGCAUUGCUUCUAUCCUUUCUCCGGUGUCACCGAUUUGGCAAACGAGAGCAGCAAUUCAGCUCUAGACUUCUAUACUGCAACAGAUUCCACCAACACCAGGUGUCCCACCUCAAAAAACCCCAAUCUCCCCUACCACUUCCCCCAGGAGCCUCCUGUGUCCAUUAGCGGCCUCCCCGACCUUCAGCGCUGCUCCUCAGCCGAGUCCCUGUGUGAGGAAGGCUACACCUCCUCUUCCUCCAUCAGCUCGUCCUCCUCCAGCGGCGCAGACUCUCCGAGCUUUGAGGGUCGACGCCUGCCCAUCUUUAGCCGUCUAUCUGUUUCAGUAGAGAGUAGAGACAGGUUUUACUGCAGGGCUAAAUUCAUCCAGAAGACCAGAUCUAAGUAAAUCUGUGACAACGGAUCCACUUUAUUUACACCACAGCAUCCCGAUGAAGUCACAGAGGCUUAGAAUGUUAGCUUUUUGGUUCCUGUGUAGGUGCAGACAGGUAAAUUAAACUAACUUUGUGCAUAUUGCAUUUCUUAUCCAAGCAGUUGUAGCGCUGCUCAGUGUUCGUCCAGUUUUAGCUGACUUCUCUGUUUUGUUGUGUUUUUUUGUCUUAU
Messenger RNA from Thalassophryne amazonica, 1697 nucleotides. Its product is annotated as mRNA decay activator protein ZFP36L1. The record is from RefSeq and is a predicted model, not a curated record. The transcript is spliced from 2 exons. Lineage: Eukaryota; Metazoa; Chordata; Actinopteri; Batrachoidiformes; Batrachoididae. Bases 187 to 1482 code for a protein of 431 amino acids. Gene Ontology annotation, molecular function: metal ion binding; mRNA binding.